GAAGCAAAGUUCAUCGAUUCAUCCACGCGUUCGUUGCUCUCGUGUUCCAUCACGCGACACGCGCAAUUCGCUUUUCCAAGACCGCGCGAACAAUCGAUCGAUUCACGUUGGAUUGCGCGGAUAUCACGGGUGGAAUAUUAUUAGUGGAUAGCGUUAUCGGCGAUAAAAGGAAAGGAAAAGCCGAGUGGAACCGUAGUCACGAGACUUUCAAUUCUCCUCGAACGAAAAAGGGGUCGAAAGUCAGGGCGAUAAGGCGAACAUAAGCGCGAUACCGCGGCCUUUCACGAUCGAAUAAGUAACCCGAACGAUCGGCGUUCGUGCAGUCGAUUUUUCGCGCGUGCCAGCACGCUUCUGACCCGAUCAUGAGGGACUUGAACAGGAAGUUGGACUGUCAGGACUAUGCCAAUGGUCAGAAGUUCGACCUGAUCGCGGAGAGUAGGAGCAACGACCUCGACUCGUCGCUUCACAACGACGAGGAGCUGGUGGAUCCCCAGUGCGUCGAGGAGAACCCUCGCAAGAUCACUUUCGAGGACAUCACAUCGGCUGCCUUCAAGAUCAAGGGUGGAAUUAUCAAUACAUCAUGCGUGAGAUCACGUCUGUCAGAUGUGACCGGUAUCGACCUAUACCUGAAGAAGGACUUCCUCCAGAUCACUGGAAGCUUCAAGGAACGCGGGGCAAGGUAUGCUCUGAUGAUGCUGUCCGAGGAGCAGAAGAAGGCCGGCGUGAUCUCUGCCUCGUUGGGCAACCAUGCCCUUGCUCUCUGUUAUCACGGCUACAAGCUCGGUAUACCGGUGACCGUGGUGAUGCCGGUACUGGCGCCGAUCAUGAAGAUCACCGCCUGUCGUCAGUACGGCGCGGACGUGAUCGUCGAUGGCCUUGAUAUGGCAGAGGCAAAGCGUAUCGCUUUGCGGAAGAGGGCUGAGAAAGGGCUGACGUAUAUAAAUGGAUACGAUCACCCUGACAUCAUGGCGGGCCAAGGAACUCUGGGUCUCGAGAUCGUGGAGCAGGUGUCGAACAUCGACGCAGUGAUUGUUCCCAUUGGCGGAGGUGGUCUGAUCGCGGGGGUAGCUUUAGCCGUGAAAACGUUGCAUCCUAACGUAACCAUCAUCGGCGUUGAGUCGGAAAGGUGUCCCAGUUUCUACAUGGCGCGAAAAGCGGAUCGACCGGCCUACACACCUUCGAAUUCGACUUUGGCCGAUGGCCUGGCAGUUCCCAUGGUGGGGUACAACGCCUUUGCCACCGCGAACUCGUUAAUCGACAAAUUGAUCGUGGUGAAGGAGGAGUGGAUAGCCAUCGCGAUUCUGAAACUGGUGGAGAACGAGAAGUGCAUUGUCGAGGGCGCUGGUGCGACCGGGCUGGCUGCCAUUUUGGCCGGUCAGCUGGAAGAGCUCAGAGGCAAAAGAGUGGUGCUGCCUCUGUGCGGAGGAAACAUCGACACUACGAUCCUAGGCAAGUGUUUGGAGCGUGGGCUAGCAGCGGAAGGUCGGCUUUUGAAGUUUAUGGUGACCGUGUCCGAUCGACCGGGCGGAAUCGCGGAGCUGUGCAGAAUGCUGGCCAGCAUCGGGGUCUCGAUAAAGGAUAUCAUGCACGAGCGGGCUUGGAUUAUGUCGGACAUCUUCAGCGUGGACGUGCAAGUGGUCUGCGAGACCAGGGAUCGGGAUCACGUGGAACAACUGAAGAACAUGCUGUAUCAGAAUUAUCACAGGGUCGUGUUCGGUAGCAACGACAUGUCCAGCUCGAAUUUACGCUCGCCCCUCAGCGUGUAGCCUGUCCUCCCGAAUUCCAGUUUCCUGUGAUAUGGACGUCGACCAGAGGAUUCGAAAUGGUGGGAAAUAUCGCGGGACCGAUAGAUCGGACAUGAUUCUUUUCACUGUGCCAGGGCAGGCAGGCUCGAUUUAUGCGGACAUUUAAGUAACCCAGAUUCGAUUCCCAGGCUCGAGUACUUUUGCGCGUAGCGCGGUGCCAGUCGCUGGUCGCGAAACAGGAGGAAACCGCGAACGUUCCGCAUCGAUUUCCAUUGUAAGCUCGAAUUAUUGUCCCAUAUACCGGUUGCGAGCCAAGUCUCUGAGCGUGGAUAAAGACACCACAGCCACGGCCGGUGGAAAAAGCGGAACGCUCGCGUUUCAAACGGGCUACCCCUCUGCGUAAUUUGCAUCCGAAGGAGGGGUUCGAUGGCUCGAAAUUCGAGAGCCUGUACGCAACGCGCGUUACGCCGAGGUGUAAACGCACACUCGCGAAAUUUAUUACCGUUACCAAGCCUCCACCUCGGCCAGACUGACGCCCGAAACGACCAAAAUUCCACCCUCUUGCUCAUACGUCGCUCGCGUCUCGUUUUAUGUCGGGAUAUGUGUCGCUGCCGCCUCUACGAGCACACGAUUGCGUUUUUGCCUAAGCGACCGAUCGUAAAGCGUUCGUUUACGAGCUCGAUAACGACGCCGGCCCUUAUUACAGGAUGACUAGCUAUUCCACAACUUCCGGUUGCUCGUUUCGCUGAAACACGGCUUAUUCUAAUCGGCGGGAAAUGGAAGAGAACUGUCGUAUUUGACUUUAUUGGAGUAAAAAAGACUGUCCGUGUAUUUCUCCAGAGGAAAACACCGCGUAGACCGAGGUUUCGAACGCGAAACUGAGAUUUCACGGCGCGUUAAUGGCUGCGAGCGUGGAUCGAAAUACGAAACUGUUCGCGGAGAAAUUGGGUUACCGUUUCGCGUUAAUAUUAUUCGUGAUACCGCAUGAAAAUAUAGCUCUCGAAGCUGGGCCACGGACAAAAUAUUUGCGAUUAAAUUUCUACUGCUUCGCACCGGAAGUUUGUCGAUCGCUUUAGACCCCGUGUAUCGAUUCGAGUUCAAUUUCGAUUCAGGAUGAAUCCGGGUAAAAUCGUUAUAUCCUUCAUCGACCAUUCGUCUGAAUACGAGCAUUUCCAUCUCCAAAUAUAGUUGUACUUUCUUCGCUAAAUUUCUAUAAAGUUUGCAACUUUCGAAUUCUUUUUGGGAGAUUAAUUUUGUUACUACUCGAACUAUUUCCGAGUUUGCAUUUCGGCAAGCCAGUUUUGGAUUUCAUUCUCUGAACUUCACCUUUUGUAGUCACGAGAAAUUUGUAUCGAUAAUAUCGUGUAAAUAACGCGACAUGGGUUGUAAGAAAAAUAUUCGACGAGAUAUACCAUAUUUAUACGUUUAUUGGAGAUACGGGUCGUGGUGGCGCUAGUGAGUUAGGCGCAAACUCGUCUUAAGGCUGCCUUAUACCGCUUACUCGUGAAAGGUUGCAGUUAUAUCUCUGUUUAUUACACAAAUCUCUAGGAAACGUUUCAUCCAAAUCAGAUCUUCUUUGUAAAAGUAUAAAAUCAUGGUCCACCAAUUUUUAUUGUCGCAUAUAUACUGCGAUAGGAAGCCACAGUAACUAAAAGCGUAGACUUUAAACAUUCUACACUGAUACGAUACCUUUUUGAGAUAUUUCUGUCCUGUGCUCACUUUUUCCUUAUCAUUCUAACUUAUAACAGCAGCCAACUGUGCUAUAAGGAAAGGGUUAGAACCAGAGUCGAGUAAAAUAUGAGUUCCGACAGGUUGAAGAACACAAAUUUCACUAGGACCUGUUUUUUCGUUUUAGAAUUUUCGCAGAAGCCUUGGUCUUUCAUUAUUAACCUGAGCCACGAUGUAGGACUAAGGCUGCUGUAACUCGAGAUUCGGAUUAACGCGUUUUCGCAUUUCGGUGGAGUAUUGGCGCGAAGCACGCGUGUGUCGCGGGAUUAAUGCAUCUUUACGCGGGGACUGCUCGGUUUCGUCGCGUUACACGCUCGAAUAAUAUAUCGCACACGUUACGCCGGAGGUAUCCCGGCUCCGUGCUGAAAAGACUCGACUUCUGAAGCUCCUUUCAGCGCCGGCUCACAAUACAUGACGAUAUGUCACCUUUCUAAUAUCGGGCUGCUCCGGAUGAGUUAUGAUAUGUGAACCAGCCGAAGAGGGAAGCUGCGAAGAGCCUGGCUCCGCCGGCAAUGAAAGAUCCGCGGAUCCUCUUUUAUUUCUUUCUUUUUCCUCGCCUUUUCACGUGCCUCGCUCCAGACGUUGCGUCGAUGAAAAAGUGGAGAAAGGAAAGGGGAAAACUGGAGCAACAUUGUGCCACCGGGUACGCUGGCUUCGCGGCUACUGAGGCAUUGUAAGACGCUCGGAAAAGCAAGCAGCAGAGGUGGUAGAGAUUUUUGUCGGGGCUGCCAAUGCACUCAUUAGUUUGAUUAGUAGAUCUGCUGGGUAGACUCGCGGGAAAUUUAGCACCGGCUAUUUUUAUUCCGAGGUUAAUUCGAAAACGAGAAAUGAGCGAUGGGAAAUAAGCUUAUUGGAGAGAAGAACGGUUCCGAGGGACUCGUAGAUUGAUCGCGAAUGAACGAUCCACUUAAUCGUUUCGAAAUGAUGAAAGUUAACAUGAUGAGAGUUAACAAGAUGAGAGAGAGAGAGAGAGAGAGAGAGUUUAUUCGAAAACUAACGUGCUUUGUAGCACGAUUUAAUUCUGAAAAACGAUGUAUCGGAAAAGUAUUUAAUUUUAGUUAACCAUUGUACCUCUACUAUAAAAUCUACGAUAAAAUUA
This is a messenger RNA of Eufriesea mexicana, 4572 nucleotides long. It is a transcript of the gene Srr, whose product is annotated as Serine racemase. NCBI's taxonomy places the organism in Eukaryota, Metazoa, Arthropoda, Insecta, Hymenoptera, Apidae. Gene Ontology annotation, molecular function: L-serine ammonia-lyase activity; threonine deaminase activity. Gene Ontology annotation, biological process: L-threonine catabolic process; L-serine catabolic process. Bases 363 to 1766 code for a protein of 467 amino acids. The transcript is spliced from 6 exons. The record is from RefSeq and is a predicted model, not a curated record.